Polistes dominula (European paper wasp) is the source of this 1336-nucleotide messenger RNA. It is a transcript of the gene ClpP, whose product is annotated as Caseinolytic protease proteolytic subunit. Gene Ontology annotation, biological process: protein quality control for misfolded or incompletely synthesized proteins. Gene Ontology annotation, molecular function: serine-type endopeptidase activity; ATP-dependent peptidase activity; ATPase binding. The record is from RefSeq and is a predicted model, not a curated record. Gene Ontology annotation, cellular component: endopeptidase Clp complex. NCBI's taxonomy places the organism in Eukaryota, Metazoa, Arthropoda, Insecta, Hymenoptera, Vespidae.
GGUCAUUUACUUCUAUGUCAUUUUUCAAUACAUUUAUAUUGUCAAUUGAUGUUUAUUAAAUAAUUUAAUUUCAACGUUGUGAACGAAUUUUGUUAACAGAGGUUUAAGGUGUAUUUAAUAUUAAUACAAAAUACCUAAUGAACUUAAUCAACGGUUAUAGAUAAAAAAAAAAAAAAAACCAAAAUUAUUUAUAAAAGAAAAAAAAAAGAAAAAAACUUGUGGAAAUGUUGCAAAAAAUCAACAGUUUAUUACGUAUCAGUGGUUAUGGUCAACAACUACUAAGUACACGUUACUUAAAUUUUGUGCCAAUAGUAGUGGAACAAAGUGGAAGAGGAGAACGUGCAUAUGACAUUUAUUCUCGUCUUUUAAAAGAACGAAUAAUCUGUCUUAUGGGUCCGAUUACAGAUAAUGUUUCAUCAGUGGUUAUAGCUCAAUUACUUUUUCUUCAGUCAGAGAGUAGUAAAAAUCCAAUUCAUAUGUAUAUUAACUCGCCUGGUGGUAGUGUAACAGCAGGGUUGGGUAUCUACGAUACCAUGCAAUAUGUUUUACCACCUGUUGCAACGUGGUGCGUUGGUCAGGCAUGCUCAAUGGCGAGCUUACUUUUAGCUGCUGGAGAAAAGGGCAUGAGACAUUCAUUACCUAAUGCUAGAAUUAUGAUUCAUCAACCAUCAGGAGGAGUAUCUGGUCAAGCUACAGAUAUAGAAAUUCAAGCUGUAGAGAUAUUAAAACUUAAAAAACAAAUAAAUAACUUGUAUGUCAAGCAUACAGGACAGAAAUUAGAAAAAAUACAGAGCUGUAUGGAAAGGGAUAAUUUCAUGAGUCCUCCUCAAGCUGAGGAAUUUGGAAUAAUAGAUAAAAUACUUGCUCAUCCUUUGGAAGAAGAAGAACAAAAUUCACCCGCGCCAACGUUGUCUAAGGAUACUGUAAAUGCCGCAACACCAACUUAAUAUUCCUUUAUAGUUAAAUUCAAGGUAUAAGUGAACAAAUUGUAACUUUAUAUUUUAAAAAAUGUAUUUGUCAAUAUUUAAUAAUAAUAAUUUUAAUAAUAAUAAUAUUAAUAAUAAUAAUAAUAAUAAAAUAUUAUUGAAACAAUUAUAUAUCUACUAUGUCGUAAUCACUUAUCUUCAGGCACAAUGAAAAUGUCUUCGUUUUAUAUAAGUUUCAUAUAUUCAUGGACGUACUCGAUCUCACAUACUACAUCAUAUAAAAAUAUUUAAAAAGAUAUUUCAAUCUCUUUGAAUAUCAAUAUAUAUAUGUAUAUAUAUACGUGUAUGUUUCUUUUUUUUUUUUUUGCAUUAGCAUACACGUACCAUAAAAGAUAAGCGCAAUAUGUGUU